Molecule: messenger RNA, 2610 nt
Organism: Frieseomelitta varia
Lineage: Eukaryota; Metazoa; Arthropoda; Insecta; Hymenoptera; Apidae
Product: probable low-specificity L-threonine aldolase 2
Exons: 5
Coding region: 89-847 (252 amino acids)
Biological process (GO): L-threonine catabolic process; glycine biosynthetic process
Cellular component (GO): cytosol
Molecular function (GO): L-allo-threonine aldolase activity
Source: RefSeq, a predicted model, not a curated record
UUUUGUUAUAAGUGUAAUUUUGUUAUAAUAUUUUGUUAUAAGUGUAAUUUUUUAACCUAUAAAAUUUCCUUAAUUACGUUAAUAAAACAUGUAUUACGAUAAGAGUUCUUCAAAUAUAAGUUAUGAUCAAGAAAAGGUGAAGAUUGUUGAUCUUCGAAGUGAUACUCUUACAAAACCAACUCAAAAAAUGAGAGAAGCUUUAUCCAGUGCUGAAGUUGGUGAUGAUGUUUUCUGCGAAGAUCCAACAGUAAAAGUAUUACAAGAAACAACGGCCAAAAUGGUUGGAAUGGAAGAUGCAUUAUUUGUAUGUUCUGGAACUAUGGGAAAUUUAAUUGCAGUAAUGAAUCAUUGCAAUGUUCGUGGAAGUGAAGCAUAUUGUGGCGAUUCCGCUCAUAUUUUAUUACAUGAACAGAGUGGUGCUGCCCAAAUUGCAGGAGUAAAUCUUAGACCAUUACGCAACAAUAUCGAUGGCACUUUUGAUCUAUGUGAACUUCAAUCCAAACUGCGACAUGAUAGAGAUCACGAGCCUAUCUCUAAAUUAGUACUUGUAGAAAAUACAAUUAAUGGUAAAAUUGUUCCACAGAGUUGGCUUAAAGAAUUAGUACCAUUCUGCAAGAAAUAUAAUUUGAAGUUGCACAUGGAUGGAGCUAGAUUAUGGAAUGCUAGUGUAGGAUCAGGAAUACCUGCAAAAGAGAUUGUUUCUGGUUUCGAUUCAGUAACGUUUUGUCUCAGCAAGGGUCUUGCAUGGGAUACAUUCACGAGACCAUGUAGUUGCAUCUUUUCGAAUACCGGGCCAGAUGUAUUUUUCUUCAAGUAUUUUGGACGUAAUUCGACCACUAGAAUAUGACAGACCGUGUACUAUAUCAAAUGUUUUUCGCCUCAAUGAGUUGGGUAUAUAUGGUUGAACAUAUCCUGUUGACGUAUUUACAAAAAUUUUAUUGUUAUCUAUAAUUAAUUGCAGCUCAAGGGAGAUUUCAUUUCGAAGUAGUACUGCUAAUUCUGUGGCUUCUUUUUAUUCUUCGUGAAUUCUUUUUGAAGAAAGAAUGGUGGGAAUUUGUAUCGCAUAUAUUCUUGAUAAGGCAUCUGCUACUAUAUUACCAUAAACGUACUAUUUCUGUAGUGAACUGUGAUAUAAAAUCUGUCAUAAUUGUCUCAGUGAUGCUUUAUCUUAGUGUUGUGAAAAAGCGUAAAUUAAUAGUUGAGUAUGAUCUGUUUGUACAAUAAAUAUAUAUAAGCAUAUAUAUAUAAGCAUCUCAAAUCAGGUUGCCAAAAACUGAAAGAUAAUGGACUAACAAUUAAUGUACAAAAUGUGAACUCGAAAGAACCGAAAUCGAUUUCUUAGAAUAUCAUGUUACUAAGGAUGGAUACUACUAUCCAAUCCAAGAAAGUUAACGUCGAUCAAGACGUACCUUAAACUGGAAACAAUUAUGGAACUACUUCCUUUUUAGGAAUUACUACAGACAAUGAAUAUAUCAAUGAAUAUGUAUAUAUAUAUAGUAACGUCAUCUACUAUAAAUGAAUAUUCAUUUAUUCCAAAUGUAAGAUUUUAUUUCCAUAACUUUUUAUGAUUGUGUUAUUUGUCUUUUUUAUGAUUGUGUUAUUUGCUUUUCUAUCAUUAGGCAUUCAAUCACGAAUUAACAACUCAAAUAAACUCUUUUAAUAACACAAUUGAUACUUUUUAACAGCUUUUUCAGAAUGCUCUCUCACGACUCUCACGACUUGGUUUUUCAAUUCUGCUCUUUCCAAAAAGAAAAGUUCUUCGUGCCUAUGUUGUGCUUUUUGCAUCACAUUUAUAUUUUAUCGUAUUUUUACGAUCAACAAAUAGGCCAUCUGUUAUAUUUAAACAUAACUAAAAUUAUAACUACAGAUUAAUUAUAAUAACUGAUGCUACAUAUUUAUGCUGGACUCUUUGAGAGAAUAUAAGAAUGAGUAAUUUUGGAGUGACUAAUUCUGAUCUUUGAUUGGUGACCACUUGAUUUUUUCUGGAUAAAGUGGCAUUCUUUUUAUGGUUUUCGAAAAAGUUUUCGGUGAUAUUUUAAUGCAUAGAAGAGCCUUCUGCUUUCAUUCAACUUCCCAUUGUACUAGUUUCUUUGUUAAUCAAGUCACCCAUGUAUUAUCUGUCGUGUUGUCGGUUGUAGUUCCUAGAUUGGCGGUUUUACUGGCAGUCUGGUUUGCUUUUCCGUUGCCAAAAAUUCUUGCAUGGCUGAGGACCCAUUAAGUUUUAUUUUCUUUCUUUUCAUGAAGGAUGGAUUUCAAGAAUUUGAAGAAUGAUAUCGUUAUUAGAUCUCUAUUGUAUUUUUGGAAUCCAUCAUUACUAGUUCUUUGAUACGAAUUAUUGGGAGUAAUUUUGAAAGCUUGAAAAAUGGCAAUUAACUAAACUAUAUAGAUUGAAAUAUUCUUAAGGAGUUUUCUUUUAAAGAAGUUAAAAGAGACAAUUGUAUAAUAUUUCUUUAUUGUGUGAAAGCACACAAAAUAUCCUUAUUUGACGAUUUUCUUUUGUUGUGAUAAUAACAAAGAUGUGCUUUAACAAAUCAUUAUUAACUUAUAGUUACAAUAGACUAUGUUACGAUGUUAGAAAUUAUUACAAUAAAUAUGUACCCUUAUUUUUAA